AUGGCUGGCAUGUCCACUCAAGUUCAAUACACGCGCCUUGAUGUACUAUAUGCGCCUCGGAUAUCCUGCUUUGAUGUCUCGGCCACCGUCAAUGACCUUAACGUGACCUUGAGGUGCAACGUCACAUCCAAACCGCGACCCGACUCUUUUGAUUGGUUCAAGAAAUCAACCAAUGAGACGCUGAGUGACAAACAUGAGCUUGGAAAUGGCUUGUUAGAAAGUUGGUUAAUGCUUGAACACCUGGGCGUGGAAUCCUUCAUGACGUACGAACUGGUGGUCCGCAACGAGGUUGGCCACACGGCAGCCUCUGUCAAGCUCAUGCAAAAAUCCUCGGCCCCGGUGCAUUACAAUCAAGUUUACUCCGACUCCCUGCCGUACAACAUCCUAACGAACGACGACGACGUUGAUAAGCGCUUGAAGAGCAAUCUGAUUAAUUAUAAUUACUUCAAAGAUGAGACCAACGCCAACAACACAGACAAAACAAGCAAUAACGUGACGUUAGCAUUUCAUAAAAAAGCAAUAAAGGCUAAGAAAAGGAAUAAAACUAAAAACGGUUCGCAAGAGGGCAACUCGAGCAAGAUCGUACAAUACGACUUUGUGAGUUCGAACAACAACAGAACGAUCACCGAGAAUAAGAAGAGCAACCGCAACAUCGUUUCCAACAUGAAAGCAGCGCUUCAUCAACUGAAACACGAUUCGCAAGAUCGGCGACCGCAGCUACCGGCACCAAACAGACAGCGUCACUAUCAUAAAUACGCCUGGUCGUCAUCGCCCGACAUCCGCCGGCAUCAUGCCCGUAAUAAAUACUGCUUACACUCUCUCUUCAUGUUACUUCUUUUCAUUGUGGCGUACUUUUAUUGUAGGUUUUAA
Helobdella robusta is the source of this 870-nucleotide messenger RNA. RefSeq lists its product as hypothetical. NCBI's taxonomy places the organism in Eukaryota, Metazoa, Annelida, Clitellata, Rhynchobdellida, Glossiphoniidae. The transcript is spliced from 4 exons. The coding region runs from base 1 to 870 and encodes 289 amino acids. The record is from RefSeq and is a predicted model, not a curated record.